CGGAUUGCGUUUAGAACAGGACCGCCAGUGUUUUCAUGGCUGUAUACAAACGCCGAGCAAACAGCGUGUUCACGUCUGCCGGGUAGCGAUGCUUAAACCCUGCAUACUGUCUCGCAACUCUUCAGCUGCCAUUCAACUGGAAGACCGGAAAAGGUGGCUUAUGUGACAUUACUUCUAUGCUGUGCUCAGUUUAUUGUUCUGGUCCCAGACAGACGCGGAGGAGAAAUUGUGUAAGAAGAUGUUGAGUCGACUGAUGAGCGGCAGCAUCCGGAAUCUAGAAAGAGAAUACAACUGUACCGUCAGGCUUCUGGAUGAUACGGAAUACACCUGCACGAUUCAGAGAGACGCAAAGGGCCAGUUUCUGUUCGACCUCCUCUGCCACCACCUGAACCUGCUGGAGAAGGAUUACUUUGGCAUCAGAUAUGUGGACCCUGACAAGCAGAGGCACUGGUUGGAAUUCACAAAAUCAAUUACCAAGCAAAUGAAAGCUCAGCCACCUUUCACCAUGUGUCUGAGGGUCAAGUUCUACCCGCCGGACCCAGCUGCACUUAAAGAGGAAAUCACCAGAUAUCUAGUCUUCCUGCAGAUCAAGAGAGACCUGUACCACGGCCGGCUCCUGUGUAAGACGUCAGAUGCCGCCAUGUUGGCCGCUUACAUCCUGCAAGCGGAGAUCGGUGACUAUGACCCUGGAAAGCACCCGGAAGGCUACAGCUCCAAGUUCCAGUUCUUCCCCAAGCACUCAGAGAAGCUGGAGCGGAGGAUUGCUGAAAUACACAAGACGGAGCUGAUAGGACAGAAUCCUGAAGAAUCAGAGUUGAAUUUCCUGCAAAAAGCACAGAUGCUAGAGACGUAUGGAGUGGAUCCUCACCCGUGCAAGGACGUGUCUGGCAACCCAGCUUUCCUGGCCUUCACACCGUUCGGGUUCGUCGUUCUACAGGGGAACAAGAGGGUCCACUUCCUGAAAUGGACUGAGGUGACCAAACUCAAGUUUGAAGGAAAGACGUUUCAUAUAUAUGCAAAUCAGAAAGAGGACAGGAAGAUCAUCCUGACAUACUUUGCUCCAACUCCAGAGGCCUGCAAACACCUGUGGAAGUGUGGUGUAGAGAACCAGGCUUUCUACAAGCUGGAGAAGUCCAGUCAGGUGCGGACCGUGUCCAGCAGUAACCUCUUCUUUAAGGGGAGCCGCUUCCGAUACAGCGGCAGAGUGGCGAAAGAAGUGAUGGAGCAGAGCGCCAAGAUCAAGAGGGAUCCCCCCGAAAUACACAGGGCUGGCCUGGUGCCCAGCAGGAGCUGCCCCUCCAUCACCCACGGCCCCCGCCUGACCAGCGUCCCCCGAACCCGCCGGAGAGCUGUGCACAUAUCCAUCAUGGAGGGUCUGGAGUCCCUCCGGGACAGCGCCCACUCCACGCCAGUGCGCUCCGUCUCCCACGGCGACUCGUUCAUGCCGCGGUCGCGCAGCACGAUGCCGGACGGAGCCGAGGGCCCCGCCGUCAUCUCGGACGAGGCCUACAGCCCGUCGGACAGCGUGCUGCCCACCCCCGUGGCCGAGCACAGCCUGGAGCAGGCCCUGGCCCGCCAGACCAACGGCGCCCCCCGCAGCAUCGAGGAGGAGAAGGAGUCGGACGCGGGGAGCCCCUCCUCCGGAGGAGACCUCUCCGAGCUCGGGGCCGAGGGCUGGGAGGCCGGCGCCCGUUCGCCCGGGGAAGCGGAACAGGUGAAUAAGUUUGUCUUAAGUGUGCUCCGUCUGCUCCUCGUGACCGUUGGACUCCUCUUUGUGUUGCUCCUCCUCCUCAUCGUUCUGACCGAGUCCAACAUUGACGUGGCGUUUUUACGCGACAUCCGCCAGACGCCCGAGUUCCAGCAGUUUCAUUCCGAGUACUUUUGUCCCCUCAGGCGAUGGUUUGCCUGCAAGUUCAGCUGGCUGGGCGGGCCAAUCAGUGACAAGUGA
Messenger RNA from Conger conger (European conger), 1948 nucleotides. RefSeq names its product FERM domain-containing protein 5. Gene Ontology annotation, cellular component: cytoskeleton. The transcript has 14 exons. Bases 239 to 1948 code for a protein of 569 amino acids. The record is from RefSeq and is a predicted model, not a curated record. Lineage: Eukaryota; Metazoa; Chordata; Actinopteri; Anguilliformes; Congridae.